This is a messenger RNA of Parus major (Great Tit), 1413 nucleotides long. It is a transcript of the gene YKT6, whose product is annotated as YKT6 v-SNARE homolog. Gene Ontology annotation, cellular component: Golgi apparatus. Gene Ontology annotation, molecular function: SNAP receptor activity. The transcript has 8 exons. The record is from RefSeq and is a predicted model, not a curated record. Gene Ontology annotation, biological process: endoplasmic reticulum to Golgi vesicle-mediated transport. NCBI's taxonomy places the organism in Eukaryota, Metazoa, Chordata, Aves, Passeriformes, Paridae. Bases 101 to 697 code for a protein of 198 amino acids.
UUCCGGUCGCUGUGUUCCACUUCCGGGUUGUGGCCAUCGCCCCGUCGGCCGCCGCCCGCGUUGAGCCGCGACCGCAGCGUCGGCCCACGGAGCCGCCACGAUGAGGCUCUACAGCCUAAGUGUCCUUUACAAAGGUGACCCAAAAGUGCAUUUGCUCAAAGCUGCCUAUGAUGUGUCCACCUUCAACUUCUUUCAGAGAUCCAGUGUGCAGGAGUUCAUGACGUUCACGAGCCAGCUGAUCGCGGAGCGCUCGGCGCCGGGCAGCAGGGCCUCGGUCAAGGAGCAAGAGUACCUGUGCCAUGUGUAUGUCCGGAAUGAUGGGCUGGCUGGAGUGGUGAUUGCAGACAAUGAAUAUCCACAGCGGGUUUGUUUCACCUUGCUGGACAAGGUGCUGGAUGAGUUCUCCAGACAGGUCAGCAGGAUGGACUGGCCCUCAGGGUCACCUGCCACCAUCAGCUACUCUGCCUUGGAUGGAUACCUCAGCAAAUACCAGAAUCCCCGGGAUGCUGACCCGAUGACCCGAGUGCAGGCAGAGCUGGACGAGACCAAAAUCAUCCUGCACAACACUAUGGAAUCGCUGCUGGAGCGUGGGGAGAAGCUGGAUGACCUGGUCUCUAAAUCGGAGGUGCUGGGGGCACAAUCCAAAGCCUUCUACAAAACGGCCCGAAAGCAGAAUUCCUGCUGUGAAAUUAUGUGAUGUGGAGCCCGAGGUCUCCACCUCCGGACCACCAGCCCUCAACCCCCCUCCAUAGCCACCCUAGGGGUGUUCCUGGGGCUGGGCCAGGGGUCCUCAGCCCCCUGGGCUGAUGUGACUGUUGUCCACCUUAAGGGGACACCAAGGCUGGCACCAGGCUGGCAUCCAUGGGGGGAGGUCCACACCGAAGACCCCCCCACCCUCACUGUUCCUGGGACAGCUUGGACCAGGGGGCAUCCAGCCAUGCACUCCCCUGCCUUCACACCCCCCCCAGGAAGCCUGGAGGAGCCCCCACUGCUGUCCAGGGGGCUGAGGGGGCAGGCAGAGCCCCCUGCUGCCAUCCCAGGGGCUGAGGGGCUUUUUAUGUAUUUGUGUCCUAAGGGUGAGCUGGGGGGGUGGGAGAAGGGGGAAGGGAAAAAGAGGUUUGUUGGGUGGGGAGUGCUCACUGCCUCCCUGGGCAGCUUCUCUCCCCGCUGGUGAGCCUGGAGCUGUGUCCUGGGAUGGGGGGAGCUCACCAGCCUGCCCUGCAUCUCAGAGCCCCUGCCCCUGCCAGCAAGGGUUGGGGGGCUCAGCACCUGCCAGGGCCCAGCAGCCCUCACUGCCUCCUCCUCUCCUUGGGGAGGGAAAAGUUGAGCUUGGGCUGUACCGCAUGGUGCUCUGGUUGUUUCCAUGCCUUGGCCGCGCUGGCCAGGGGGAUAAAGUUGUCUUUGGCAGUUGAA